CGGGCUUCCUGUAGCCGAACAUGGCAGCUGUGGGAGAGGCAGGGUGGCCGGAGAUAGACAAGGUAGAGCGGGAGAAGCGGAGAGAGCUGGUGCUGCAGGGGCCCGGUGUGGAUGAGAAGCUCCGCCUGUGUGCCGGGCAGCUGCCCUCUCAGCUCUUUUCCCUCACUCUUCUCAACUACCUGGAAGUGAGCGGCUGCUCGGAGCUGAGAGAAGUUUCCCCCGGCCUGGGGCGCCUUAUACACCUGCAGAACCUGGUCCUAUGUCGCAACAAGUUGCGCCUACUCUCCCCGGCUGUCGGCCAGCUGAGUGCCCUGCGCUUGUUGGACGUCUCCGGAAACCAGUUAGAGGUGUUGCCGGCGGAGCUGUGUGGCCUGCCUGAGCUUUGCACCAUCAAUGUCAGCUGCAACCAACUGCAGGAGCUUCCCCCGGGCCUGGAGCGCUGCACCAAACUGGCCGAGCUCAACUUGUCCCGGAACCGGAUCUGCGCACUGCCCCCUGGGCUUCUGUGCCGCCAGCUGCCGCUCCUUGCCUCCCUCUCUGCUGCCGACAAUCAGAUCCAGGAGCUGGGAGGGGACAUUGGCCUGCUGCCUGGGCUCAAGAGCCUUGAUCUCUCCAAUAACCUGCUCACUGACAUCCCAUAUGAACUUGCGGACUGCUCCAAGCUGAAGGAUAUAAAUUUCAAGGGCAACAAGCUGAAAGAUAAACGUCUGGAAAAGAUGGUCAAUGGAUGCCAGACAAAAUCUGUGCUUGAGUACCUAAGGGUUGGUGGCCGGGGAGGUGGGAAAGGUAAAACAAGGACAGAGAAUGCAGGAAAAGAAGAAACAAAGGAGAAGAAGAAAAAGAGAGACCGAAAACAGAAGGAAAGUGGUGGCGAUGAAGAGGAAGAUGUGGCAGAGCUGAAUAAAAUGAUGUUGAAAAUCUUGCAUAUUUCAGAGAAUCCAACACCAGUUGUAGUGAAUGUUAGCCCUAGCACAAAAGAUGUACGUCCAUACAUUGUAUGCUGCGUGGUGAAAGGAAUGAACCUCAAGCCAGGCAAUGCUCUGAAAAGGUUCCUUACUGCUCAGACCAAGCUCCAUGAUGAAAUGUGCGAUAAAAGGACUUUAGCUACUAUUGCCACUCAUGACCUGCGUUUGGUGAAAGGACCUCUAUUGUAUGACGCCAGACCACCUAAAGACCUCAAGGUUGUUCCCUUGGGUCGCAAAGAGAUCAAUGCAAAGGAUCUUGUUCGGCAGCUGCAGUUUGAGGCAGAGGAGCAAAGGAAGCAAAAAAAGCGACAGAAUGUCUCUGGACUUCACAAGUACCUUCAUUUAUUGGACAGCAAAGAAAACUAUCCAUGCUUAAUUGAUACUGAAAAUGCAGUCAUUUCCUUCCCACCAAUCACAAAUAGCGAAAAGACAAAGAUCUGGAAAAGCACCCAAAAUGUCUUUGUGGAAGUGACAAGUGGCACCAGCCUGCAGGUCUGCAAAGAUGUCUUGGACACACUUAUCCUUAAAAUGGCAGAACUCCAUAAGUUUACAUUGGAAAACAAAGAGCCGGAAGCCAUUUCAGACUCUGAGCCUGAAGCAGUGGAUAAGCAAGAGCCGGCGGCCAAUAAUAAUCCUGAUGCAGAGACUGGCGCUCAGCUCAUAGUGGAACAAGUGCGCGUUGCUGACAUGGAUGGAAACCUCAAGGUUUUAUAUCCUUCCAAAACAGACCUGAACCUCAGUUCUUCAGCCUUCAUUGUCGUGCGCUGAGUUAAAGCUGGUGUUAUAGAAUGGUUCCCAAAAAGCACUUUCCUUCCAUGGAACACAGAAAAGCCCCUCUCAGCAAUUGUUAUUUAUGCUAUUCUUUCCUUUUUUAGCUCUUCUGUUCUCAAAGAAAAUGUUUACAUAUUGUUAUAAUAUUAAUUUGGGCCUAAAUAGCAUUUGAAACAAGCAUGUACAUUGUAUUGUACACAGGGUCCCUGAUUCUUUAUUUUAAAUAUAUUGAGGGGCGGGACAAAUAUUUAUAAAUUUUUGUUAAAAUGCCAAAA
This is a messenger RNA of Xenopus tropicalis (tropical clawed frog), 2011 nucleotides long. It is a transcript of the gene lrrc47, whose product is annotated as leucine rich repeat containing 47. Gene Ontology annotation, molecular function: phenylalanine-tRNA ligase activity; RNA binding. Gene Ontology annotation, biological process: phenylalanyl-tRNA aminoacylation. Bases 21 to 1733 code for a protein of 570 amino acids. Lineage: Eukaryota; Metazoa; Chordata; Amphibia; Anura; Pipidae. The transcript has 7 exons. The record is from RefSeq and is marked provisional.